GCGGCCUCCCUUAGUUUCAGUGCGCAUGCUCAGACUCCUCCUCAAGCUCCUUGGCAGUUGAGGAGCGGUGUUAGCUGUGGACGACCAGGCGAGAUGCUGCUGUUGAUGCUGGCGGCGGUGGCCACUGUGGUCAGAGCUCAGCCACUGUGCCGGCCGUACAAGGUGAGGACCGGGAAGGUGUUCGCUUCCAAGCCGCUACCUGAAGGGGACAGGCUGUUCUACGCCUUCAGCUCCACAUACGUGCUCAGGGACAUCUGCCACAGCGACACCGUGCUGUACCUGGGGAAGAAGAUUUUCAUAUCGAAGGACAAGUUUGAGAGCAGCCUCCGGCCACUCACCAUUCCCAAGUCAAUGAGGGCGGGAGGAGCAUCGGUCACAAGUGCUUUAUUCACUUCUAAUUCAAAACUGCUGUUGGUGGUGAAUAAGAAAGUCUACAUGUACAAUUACCUUUCGAACAGAUGGCAUAAAGCUAUAGGUAUAUACCAGCCUGUCUCACACAUCAGUGGCGACAAAUGUUGUUUUAAAAAUGAAUUUUGCCUGGAGUUAUCAUAUAAAGUUUUUGCGUAUCUCCGUGGUGGACCACUGCCUAGGACCAAAAUAUACUUCUCUGACAAUGGAGGAUUCGCAUUCCAGUCCCUGGCCAGUGAGAAACUGGAUGGACUUGAAGGGACAUUAGGAGGCGUAUUCCACUUUCACUCCUUCUCUCAGGUGGGAAUACUUGAGGUUAAAGACAAACUGGGUUCGUUUCAUUACAUGGAGCACCCCCUGAAUCACAGUGCAGGGAUACCCUUUAAGUACAAUGACCCUCUUGACGUCAUCAUCAAGCCAGGCCAGAGGGGGUUUCUGGUCCUCUGGAAUCAGACAAGUCUGUUGGUGUCCCCCAAUUCAGGCCAGAUCAUCGAAACCGUGCAGCUGUGGAGGGGGAACACAAUCGUUACCCCCAAUAUCUCUGACAUGGGAAUCAACAUCCACAGCAUCGCCUCCAAUACUUAUGAGCUGGCUUUGCUGACACGGGAAAAUGUUGUAUACUACGGGAGCCAGGGUUACCUGGGAACCACCUUAGUCCAACUGCCGGAUCAGCCUCUCUGGUCUGAAGAAACAGGCAUCUCUUUUACCGACACUGGCAUGCUGGAGGUCCUCACGCCGGUAGCUGACCCACAGUUCCCAGCGUUUGACUUCCAGAAGUGCAUUGUGAACGUGCAGGCCGUUCUCAAUACGCCCGACCUUCAGAUUGAACCUUGUAAUGUGGAGUUUCUGGAUAGCACCAUGGUAGAACAAAUGUUCACGAUAGACAUGAACAGCCAGCUGGAUCUGUCUGCCCUCAUGAUUCCCCGGUCAGGCAAGAUCCCCAUUCCACUGGUGAUGGUCAGCAACCCACACUCCUUGGGGCUCGAGGCACACAUCAUUGAGUUUGGCAACACUUUCGACGGCAACUAUAAGUACAAACUGGAGAUUGAACUCAGACAGCAGCAGCAGCAGGACAGUGCGGACCUCAACUUCACCACCAGCAUCAAGCGGAAUACCAUCUCCUCCGUAACCGUGGACAUAGCCGACAAGACAGUCGCGUGUGUGGACCUGAAGCCGCUGUCCACGCUCAUCUCCAUCGGCUGUGACAAGACAAAGAAGAUUCUCGUGCAGAACAAAAUCUCCGCCUGCUCCAUGGGAAUCCUCAGCCCGGUGGAGCUGCAGAGAAACUAUACUUACACCAUUGAGAAGGAAGCCUACAGCCCAAUAAGCUACGAUGCCGAGGCCCAGUCCGACCUGCUGGUGUAUUACCAGUACGAGAAACUGGGCUGCCCUCGCCUGGUCUACUAUGACAAGCCGUGGAAGCCCGUGGUGGAGAUGUGGAAGAACGGGAUUCUAGAGGAAAUCAUGAACGCUGAGUACGUGAUCACGGAGGUCAACGGGAUAACCACCUACACCUACUCCCUGACGGCGGCCACUGCGAACUGCCGAUCGCAGCCUCAGAACUGGAGCACCUUUAAGUCAGACUUUUACUUUUUAUUCGAAGGAACCCUCUGGAACAGAGAGAACUACAUCAGCUGCCAUGAGGAGAACAAGGACAACCCCCUGCUGUGGCCAGAGGUUGAGUAUCAGAUCUUAGGUGGCCAGACAGACAAUAGGGUUAUUUUUGGCCAAAGAAAUGGAAUCUAUACCUUCCUUCUGUCUGUGGUGGAUCCAUACUACAGCUACUGCAGCCUGGAAACCAUGUUCAGCGUCUACGUGGAUGGCGCCCUACCCAUGGCGUUCUUCUCACCAGAGCUCAGCAUCACCCUGCUGGUCUUCACGACACUGCUGAGCACGUGGCUGGCCUAUGCCAUCCCCAAGGAACUGGGCACGGAGAGGGGCCAGCGCCUCAGGAACUUCUGCUCCCGGCUGUUUGAGGGCUGCCUGGGGCUCUGCAGAUGCAGCUGGCUGUGGAGCAGGCUGUGGAGCAGGCUGUGGAGCAGACUGAAGCUGUGGUUGCGCUCCAGGAGGGUGGGGGACCAGCCAGAGAGAAUCCCAAGACCACAGAGAAACCAGACAGACGACACAGAGGCUGUGAGGGGCCUCUGACCUCCAUGUGGCCUCUCGUCCCAAUAAAUUGUUAAUAAUAAAGAGUGACCAGGUAGUGUCCAUGCCAA
Messenger RNA from Peromyscus maniculatus bairdii (prairie deer mouse), 2624 nucleotides. RefSeq names its product catsper channel auxiliary subunit delta (gene Catsperd). The record is from RefSeq and is a predicted model, not a curated record. Gene Ontology annotation, cellular component: CatSper complex; sperm principal piece. Gene Ontology annotation, biological process: flagellated sperm motility; sperm capacitation. NCBI's taxonomy places the organism in Eukaryota, Metazoa, Chordata, Mammalia, Rodentia, Cricetidae.